Aspergillus bombycis is the source of this 1902-nucleotide messenger RNA. Its product is annotated as transcription factor. NCBI's taxonomy places the organism in Eukaryota, Fungi, Ascomycota, Eurotiomycetes, Eurotiales, Aspergillaceae. Gene Ontology annotation, cellular component: nucleus. Gene Ontology annotation, biological process: DNA-templated transcription; regulation of DNA-templated transcription. The record is from RefSeq and is a predicted model, not a curated record. The coding region runs from base 1 to 1902 and encodes 633 amino acids. The transcript is spliced from 7 exons. Gene Ontology annotation, molecular function: DNA-binding transcription factor activity, RNA polymerase II-specific; DNA binding; zinc ion binding.
AUGGACGCUCCUGCGCACAAAGCCGCUCAGGCGUGUGUUUCUUGCAGAACCAAAAAGCGGAAAUGUGAUAAACUCCUGCCUGAAUGCAGCCUGUGCGUCCGCACCUGCCGCACUUGUCAUUACACUGGUACUCCGAGACUCCCUCCUACUGCGGACGAGUUUGCGGCCCUUCAGGAAAGGUUCGCUGAACUGGAGGACCGACUACACACUAGUUCCGAACACACAGAUUCUGUUUCAGGUCCUGGCAGCGUGUCGGGCGCUGGUAGUUUCGCCACCGAAACCAGCGCGAUAACAUGGCUUAGCAAAGGAUCAACUGGAUUUCCCUCGGCACUGUUUUUGGAUCUUGACUGCUACAAGUGGUCUAACAUGCAACUUCCAAGGCCAGCCGUUAACAUCCCUAUGGAAGUACUCGAAAUCCUCGCCCAGCAAAACACGGUACUGGAGACCUUGCCACUCUACUUUGGUACCAUCCACCGCUGGAUGCCAAUCGUGUCGAAGAAGCGAUUGGAGCUUGGCAUUUCACUGCAGAACAGCGGGCCGGAUCUAGCCAUGCUUUUUCUUUCCAUGAAGCUAAAUAUCUCCCCUCCACCGGCCGAAGACAUCGGGGCCAAGUCACUUUAUUCGACUGCCAAGAGCUUUUUGGCUACAUUAGAAGCCGGUGGUGUGGUGUCACUCGCCUAUCUGCAAGCCAUGAUUUUGGUCGCGGUUUACGAAUAUAGCCACUCAAUCUAUCCUGCCGCAUGGAUGACUGUGGGGGCAUGCACCCGGCUCGCCGAACUUCUUGGGCUUUCAUCGGGUACGGAUUCUAUGAAAAUUAUGGGUCGUAUUACGACCUGGACUGAGGUAGAAGAAAGAAGACGGGCAUGGUGGGCUAUAUACGUCCUAGAUCGGGUUAUUUCCGUAGGCAGUCGGAGGAGAAUCUUCUUCCCUGAGCCCGCCAAUGACCAUAUCCUUCCUGUGGAUGAUGAAGCAUGGGAUUCAGGUAAUGUAACAAACAUUGUCCAGCAUUCAUGUACCGUUCCAUUGUCUACCCACGUAUCGUCGUUUGCUCGCCUAUGUCAGUCAGCCAUGUUCAUUAGCCGUGUCGUGGCAUACCGCAGCAGGGCUCAGGCGGCACUCGUGCUCGACAUCAGUGCUGUUACUAGCCUGACUGAAGAGAUAUGCAGCUUCGGCUCCAUUCUUACCGACGAAACCACUUCCUCCACCUUGGAGGGAUACCUCCGACUCCUCCCUGCUCAAUGCCUGGCAUGGUCAGCUCUGUUUAUGCUGCUCGAUAGCUACUGCUGCCCGGAGAAACUCAGCGAUGAACCGGGUUAUACGCUCUCUGGUGAUGCCAAAGGGCCGGCGGAGCUCGCCACUCAAGUCCGGGCUACGCUAGUAGUGAGAAAUAUCAGUGACCAGGCGCAUGAGCAUGCAAAAAAGCUCAUGGACAUCAUAUCUACUACGCUGAGUAUGGAUAUACUAGGGAGCGCAAGUCCAUUUUCACUAGACGCACUAUAUUGUUCCAUGGUGACGUUCCAAUGGAUCUAUCGGGAGGGUGGAGAAGACCUAGCCCGCACCCAACUAGCCGAUAUGGAGGCUUGUAUGGGGAAACUGGGCGAACGGUGGAGGCUGGCCUCCGAGUACCUGGUCCUCAAUGAACUCUGGGACAAGGACAUCUCGAAAUACAAUUUCAAGGUCGUCGAAUCGAUCCAACCAGAAGUGGAUGGCAUUAGUAGUUAUAUACCUGUCGUUCACGAACACAUCGAUUCGAAAUCCAGAAAGUCCACGCUGUACGUCAACGUGAAUACCGAGCCUCUGCGCGACAUCCUACCAGAGGUGAUAGAGAAUGUCAAGACAAUCGAGCAGGACCACCUCGACCACAUCAAUCAGGCUGAAACAACCGCUGGCGGCGUAGGCUAA